Vidua chalybeata is the source of this 1060-nucleotide messenger RNA. It is a transcript of the gene GNPTG, whose product is annotated as N-acetylglucosamine-1-phosphate transferase subunit gamma. Gene Ontology annotation, cellular component: Golgi apparatus. The transcript has 11 exons. The coding region runs from base 1 to 999 and encodes 332 amino acids. NCBI's taxonomy places the organism in Eukaryota, Metazoa, Chordata, Aves, Passeriformes, Viduidae. The record is from RefSeq and is a predicted model, not a curated record.
AUGGCCGCGCUCGGCGGAGACACCGCCCCGCGGCCUCGCGCACUUCCGCUUCCCGCGGAGCAGGCGAUGGCGGCUCGGGUGCUGCUAGCGGCGCUGAGCGCGGCGCUGGGUCUCUUCGCCUCGGCGGGGAAAAUGAAGAUCGUGGAGGAGCCGAAUACGUUCGGGUUGAAUAACCCAUUCUUGCCUCAAACAAAUAGGCUGCAGCCAAAGAUGUCUCCGUCUGCAGUAUCAGGCCCUGCACAUCUCUUUAGGCUUGCUGGCAAGUGUUUCAGUUUUGUGGAAUCCACGUACAAGUAUGAGUUUUGUCCUUUCCAUAAUAUCACUCAGCAUGAGCAGACUUUUCGAUGGAAUGCCUAUAGUGGGAUUUUAGGAAUCUGGCACGAAUGGGAAAUUGACAACAACACAUUUGUUGGAAUGUGGAUGAGGGAAGGAGACUCCUGUGAAACUAAAAGCAGACAGACAAAGGUUCAUCUUGUUUGUGGAAAGAGCAAUAAAUUGGCUUAUGUGUCUGAGCCAAGUACUUGUGUUUACUCUCUGACAUUUGAGACUCCUCUCGUAUGCCAUCCCCACUCACUUUUAGUUUAUCCAACUCUGACUGAAGCACUGCAAAGGAAGUGGGAUGAAGCAGAGCAGCUUUUGUACGAUGAACUAAUAACCGACCAGGGUUACAAAAAAAUUCUGAAAGAGAUUUUUGAGGAAGCAGGACUUCUAAAAGCAACAGAAGAAAAUGAAGUUGAAAAACAGAGUAAGAAAAUAACUCUGGAAUUUGAAACAGUGGAAAAGUGCAGUAAGGAAUACAAGCAACUUUCUGAAGAAAUAAAAAAACUUAGAGUUUUAUUAGGUCAGCAUGGUAUUGCAUACAAAGGAAAUUCUGCUGGAAAUACCAGUGUUGAGUAUGUAAGUCACCAACUGGCAACUGCAGUGGCAUCAGUUCUUAAUGGGUCAAAGGAUGAUGAGCACCUGCAUGGCAAUACAGGAAUUUGGAAUUACACUCUAUGAAGAAACUCGGGUGGUACAGAAUGUAAAUUAAACUGACCAUGUAUUAUGCCACAAAGAUUUA